CACAUUGAUGGCGAUUAUUUCACCCACCUUAGCAUGGCCAGCUGCUAAGAGGUCCACCAACAGCUCGACCGCUACUGCUCUUCAUUUCGGCGCCGACGGUACAUUCCAGCUCAGCAUCUUCGAAGACCUGCAUACAGGAGAGAACGCCUGGGACUCGUGGGGACCGCAGCAAGAUAUUAACACUAUCAAAGUCAUCAACGAAGUUCUUGACAAAGAAGGUCCCGACUUAGUGGUCCUUAAUGGCGACCUUAUCACUGGUGACAACGCGUUCCUUGAGAAUGCAACAAUUUACAUUGAACAGAUUGUCGGCCCACUGAUACAGAGAAACUUGCCCUGGGCUUCCGCUUACGGAAAUCAUGACCACCAGUAUAAUCUUUCCUCGGACGCGCUCCUAGCCCAUGAACAGCGCUGGCCGAAUUCCCUGACGCAGAAGAUGGUGGCUGGGUCGGAGCUGGACAUCGGAACUUCGAACUACUAUCUUCCUGUAUAUGGGGAGAAUUGUACGGUGGUCAAAGACUGCGCGCCAGACAUGAUACUAUGGUUUUUCGACAGCCGAGGCGGUGCUCGCUUUCAGGAGCGAGAUGCUGAUGGCAAUCAGAUUGGCCUCCAGAACUGGGUCGACACCAAAGUCGUGGAUUGGUUCCAACAGACCAAUGCAGAGCUGGUGAACAAGUAUCAGAAGACACUCCCGUCUCUUGUGUUUGUGCACAUUCCUACCUACGCAUCCCUCGCCUUCCAGCAAACGGGCGUGCAUCCUCACUACGAACCAGGCAUCAACGAUGAUGUGCCGUUGGCGCCACAGGCACAAGGAUGGUGUCCUGACAGCGAGACUAAUGACGGAUCUUGCGAAUACGGCGGCCAGGAUGUGCCCUUCAUGCACGCUAUCUCAACAAUCCCCGGAAUUAUAGGGGUUUUCUCAGGACAUGACCAUGGCGACACCUGGUGCUACAAAUGGGAUUCUCAGCUACCGAACAUGACAGUCGCAGGCAAUGGCGUCAAUCUUUGCUUCGGACAGCACUCGGGUUACGGCGGCUACGGUAGCUGGGAGCGCGGUGCACGACAAAUUUCUAUCUCUAAGUCUCAACUCGGCGCUUUCGAAGCCGACACUUGGAUUCGACUGGAAAGUGGCAACGUGGUCGGUGCUAUUACGCUAAAUGCGACGUACGGAAAUGAUUGGUACCCGCAAACUAACAACACCAAGACGAGCUGUCCUACUUGUUGAUAUCGUGGGCCCGCAGAAUUGAGACAAUCUUGUCACUAGCAACAAUAUAUGAGCAGACGUAAUGUUAUCUCCGCGAUAACAUUCAUCGCCACUCUUAUAUCCGGUAUCGCAGGACGAGAACGUUAGUUUAUGAUGAUCCAGAUAAGGUGGCUUUGAACGUCAAGCCGUAUGUAAGGCUGUCUAGCGCCUGCUUGUUUGCUUUAUGAAUACGGCCGAUACUCCUUGCUAGCCAUGGGACCUUCCUCUUUGGUGUUGUAUAUAUGCGGACC
Molecule: messenger RNA, 1491 nt
Organism: Paraphaeosphaeria sporulosa
Lineage: Eukaryota; Fungi; Ascomycota; Dothideomycetes; Pleosporales; Didymosphaeriaceae
Product: Metallo-dependent phosphatase
Exons: 2
Coding region: 8-1222 (404 amino acids)
Cellular component (GO): cytoplasm
Molecular function (GO): hydrolase activity, acting on ester bonds
Source: RefSeq, a predicted model, not a curated record